This is a messenger RNA of Colletotrichum graminicola M1.001, 930 nucleotides long. Its product is annotated as lactoylglutathione lyase. Gene Ontology annotation, molecular function: metal ion binding; lactoylglutathione lyase activity. The transcript is spliced from 5 exons. The record is from RefSeq and is a predicted model, not a curated record. NCBI's taxonomy places the organism in Eukaryota, Fungi, Ascomycota, Sordariomycetes, Glomerellales, Glomerellaceae. Bases 1 to 930 code for a protein of 309 amino acids.
AUGGCUACCACGACAGAUAUCAAGAAGUACAAAUUCAACCACUCGAUGAUUCGGGUGAAGGACCCCAAGGCUUCGGUCAAGUUCUACGAGACCCUCGGCAUGAAGGUCAUCAGGAAGAUUCCGCAGCCCGAGGCCAAGUUCGAUCUCUACUUUCUGGCCUACGACUCGCCUAACGCUCUGUCGGCGGGCAAGGACGCCUUAGACCGGGAGGGCAUCAUCGAGCUGACGCACAACUACGGUACCGAGAAUGACCCCGAGUACAAGGUCAACAACGGUAACACGGAGCCACACCGCGGCUUUGGCCACACUUGCAUCAGCGUCGACAACAUCCAAGCGGCGUGCCAGCGCCUCGAGGACGCCGGCUACACCUUCAAGAAGAAGCUUACAGACGGCAAGAUGCGCCACAUCGCGUUUGUGCUGGACCCGGACCAGUAUUGGGUCGAGAUCAUCGGGCAGAAGCCGAUUGAGCAGACGGAGAACGUCAAGGAGACGGAUGUGACGACAUACAGAAUGAACCACACGAUGCUCCGCGUCAAGGACCCCCAGAAGUCGCUCAAGUUCUAUCAGGAAGUCCUUGGCAUGUCAUUGAUCCGCAAGAACGAGUCCAGCGAUUUCACGCUCUUCUUCCUGGCCUACGGCGACCUCAAGGAGGGCGAGAGCCAGGCGCAGCGCGAGGGCAUCCUCGAGCUCACGUGGAACCACGGCACCGAGAAGGACGAGGGCUUCAGCUACCACAACGGCAAUGACCAGCCUCAGGGCUUUGGCCACAUUUGCGUCUCGGUCGACAAUGUCGAAGCUGCAUGCGCGCGUUUCGAAGCCUUGAAUUGCAACUGGAAGAAGCGCCUUACCGACGGUCGCAUGAAGAACAUUGCUUUCCUGCUGGACCCCGACAAUUACUGGGUUGAGGUUGUUCAGAACCAGAGCUUUUAA